Mesorhabditis spiculigera is the source of this 270-nucleotide messenger RNA. The record is from the annotation of a GenBank genome assembly. Lineage: Eukaryota; Metazoa; Nematoda; Chromadorea; Rhabditida; Rhabditidae.
AUGCCGCUCAUUCUAAGGGCCAGUGAUGGUGAAGCCUUGCUAGCCUAUCGGGAUGACGUGGACGAUUGCCUCUAUCUAAUACCCGAGGACGCAAAGGAGAAGCUGAGGGAGGAGUGCAUCGAGUUCAACCAGUAUAACAAAGGCGCCACGAAAAUGGACUUGUUGACGGAUUCGAUCUGGCGUCCGGAAGGUUAUCGGCUAUCUCCGUGGCGUCGCGGAGCGGGGCGCGACCCCCGCGGUAUUACCUAUCCGAGUGAGUUAUCCCUAUUC